Messenger RNA from Lathyrus oleraceus (garden pea), 777 nucleotides. RefSeq names its product 40S ribosomal protein S13. The transcript is spliced from 5 exons. Gene Ontology annotation, biological process: translation. Bases 114 to 569 code for a protein of 151 amino acids. Gene Ontology annotation, molecular function: structural constituent of ribosome; small ribosomal subunit rRNA binding. Gene Ontology annotation, cellular component: nucleolus; cytosolic small ribosomal subunit; ribosome. NCBI's taxonomy places the organism in Eukaryota, Viridiplantae, Streptophyta, Magnoliopsida, Fabales, Fabaceae. The record is from RefSeq and is a predicted model, not a curated record.
UAAAAUCUACCGAAGUGGAGCAAGAAUAUAUCGGGUUUAAGAUUAAACAAAAAUCGCGUUUUUCAGAAUCAAAACCCUAAUUUCAAAGCGAGCAGCUCAAGGCUUCAGCAACCAUGGGGCGUAUGCACAGUCGAGGUAAGGGUAUUUCAUCUUCUGCUUUGCCAUACAAGAGGACAGCACCAAGCUGGCUAAAGACCACCACACAAGAUGUGGAAGAAACUAUUUGCAAGUUUGCAAAGAAGGGUUUGACUCCAUCUCAGAUUGGUGUCAUUCUUCGUGACUCUCAUGGAAUUGCUCAGGUUAGGAGUAUCACUGGCAGCAAAAUCCUUCGUAUCCUCAAAGCUCACGGGCUCGCACCUGAAAUUCCAGAGGAUUUGUACCAUUUGAUCAAGAAGGCAGUUUCAAUUAGGAAGCAUCUGGAGAGGAACAGGAAGGAUAAGGACUCUAAGUUCAGGUUGAUUCUUGUGGAGAGCAGAAUCCAUCGGCUUGCUCGCUAUUACAAGAAGACCAAGAAGCUCCCGCCGGUCUGGAAGUACGAAUCAACAACUGCUAGCACUCUGGUUGCUUAGAGGUUUCUUUUGAAGUAUUGUGCUCUUUUGCAGUCACAAAUAGAAAUUUGCUAUAUCAUGUGUAGUUUUUUUUUUAUGUCUAGAUAGGGGAUGUGGUAACUUAUUUUACCAAGAAUCCAAUCAUCAGUCCGGGAAAGACACUUGAACUAGUUAAUUUAUUUAUCGAUGUCUUGUUCCUUUUAAUCUAUUGAAGAACUAGCUGUUGUCA